Messenger RNA from Zonotrichia leucophrys gambelii, 9711 nucleotides. It is a transcript of the gene DSEL, whose product is annotated as dermatan sulfate epimerase like. Gene Ontology annotation, molecular function: sulfotransferase activity; chondroitin-glucuronate 5-epimerase activity. The record is from RefSeq and is a predicted model, not a curated record. The coding region runs from base 1287 to 4937 and encodes 1216 amino acids. The transcript is spliced from 2 exons. Lineage: Eukaryota; Metazoa; Chordata; Aves; Passeriformes; Passerellidae.
CUGCCUCCUUCCUUCCCUCCCCGCCCCUCCGGAGCGACAUCCCUGCGAGUUUGCCUGGCUGCCCGCGCCCGUCGCCGGGCGCUCGCCGCCGCAUCUCCCUCUCCAUCAACUCCUGGGAGCCGCCGGCGGAGGGCAGGGACCACAAGUUGCGGCCAGCCCGGGUGGAAAAGUAGCGGCAAGAGCGGAAGAGGCCGGAACCGAGCGCAGCCCGGCCCAGCCGAGCGGGGCCGGCACUGCGGCCGCCCCCCGCAGCCCCCGGCCGGGGCCGGCCCCGCGCCCCGGGCCGCGCCGGCCGGGACAGAGCUUCGCAGCCCCGCGGGAGCCGGCGCGAAAGAGCCUACAUGUGAAGUGAAAGGAAACCUGAAACUGCUCUUCUUACAAGAAAGUAUUGGCUUUCUGCCUCUUUCACAUGUUUUCCUUUUGCAUCAUAAUGGAAGGAGCAGGAUUUUUUGAAUCAUCGAGGCCAAAUUUGGGCAUCACUAGCUGAAGAGAAGAUUAAAAAAUACUUGAAGAUAUGUCAAUAUGACUCUUAAUUCAGGUGCAUCUUUCACAAACAGAGAGGAAUAGUGGUUAAAAUCACUGCAGUUUCAUCAAAAGGAUCUAAUGGAGGAUCUAUGUUGAUUUUUUUAAAUUAUUUUUUUCCUUCCUUUCCCUCCAUGAAUCCCAAAAGAGAAAGAUGGAAAGAGUGUGUAAGGAAAUUGAAAAAAGGCAACAACCGAAGACAGUAACUUCAAUUUUGGAGUCUAUUUUCCAAGUGUUCUAUAUUCCCUAUUUUAUCAAGCAUAACACAUUGUUUGGAAUAAAUUAUGUCAUUUUGUGAUCAGUGGAGUUUUCAUCACCUCUAAAAGUGGAAUUUGGUCCGAUUGAAAGCUUUUUAAAAAAGCAAACAUAUUACUCCAGUUCCCUUUUUAGAUCAUGCUUUUCAAGUUACCAAAAGAUAGUGUUUCAGUCUGUUACUGUGCAGUCGAUCUGUGCUUUAAAUGCAUAUCGUAGAGAUUUUACUUUUUCCCUGAUUUUAGUGCUUAUGCUUGUAGUGUUGUAUUUGAGAAAAGUGUGAACAGACAAGGCACCUGAGAUUUAGUUUUUCAAGAGCCUUGUCAUUUCAAUGUUGUAUCUCGGAUUACAAGUCUGAGCCUUUGUUGUAAUGCACAGUAUAAAAUAGGUCUUUUCUCAUAAAAAUAUGCCUUAAGAUACUAUUUUUUUAACAAACUGGAUGAAACUUUGAUAUCUGAACACUGUUUUGUGAAGAAAUGUAUGUCUGGGGAAGAGGAGCUGCCUAAUGGAUCAUGGCUCUGAUGUUCACAGGGCAUACUCUAUUUCUAGCAUUAAUGGUGUUUGAUGUCUUCACUUUUGAAGAAUCUGUAAGCAAUUACUCUGAUUGGGUGACUUUCAUAGAAAAUGUAGAUCAAUAUGAAAAACAGCAACUUGAAGGUCUUAGUGCUGAGCAGAAGCUGAAAAGAACAGUUCUUCAUCCAAGCUUGUAUUUCGACCCUCAGGAUGUUCAGGCACUGAGGCAAAAGGCUCGUACAAGCCAUUUGCAUCUCUUCCGAGCCAUCAGAAGUGCAGUGAUGGUUAUGCUGUCCAACCCUUUGUACUACCUACCUCCACCCAAGCACAUUGAUUUUGCGGCCAAGUGGAAUGAGAUUUAUGGUAACAACCUGCCCCCUCUGGCAUUCUACUGUUUGCUGUGCCCCGAAGAUAAAGCUGCGUUUGAUUUUGCCCUAGAGUAUAUGGAUAGAAUGGCUGGCUACAAAAACUGGCUGGUUGAGAAUGCUCCUGGAGAUGAAGUGCCACUCGGACACUCCCUGACAGGAUUUGCCACUGCUUUUGACUUCUUGUAUAAUUCACUGGAAAAUGAGAGAAGGCAAAAAUACCUGGAGAAGAUAUGGUCCGUAAGCGAGGAGAUGUAUGAGUACUCCAAGGUUCGUUCCUGGGGAAAGCAGCUUCUCCAUAAUCACCAAGCAACCAAUAUGCUUGCUCUGCUUAUUGGGGCUUUAGUUGCCGGAGUGGACAAAGGAUCUCAGGCGAAUAUUUGGAAACACACUGUGGUUGAUGUGAUGGAGAAAACAAUGUUUCUCCUCAAUCAUAUUGUGGAUGGGUCUCUGGAUGAGGGAGUUGCUUAUGGGAGUUACACAGCCAAGUCAGUAACCCAGUAUGUUUUCCUGGCCCAGCGCCACUUCGGUAUUAACAACUUGGAGAAUAACUGGCUAAAAAUGCACUUCUGGUUUUACUAUGCCACCCUACUGCCAGGCUUCCAGAGGACUGUGGGUGUUGCAGAUUCUAAUUACAACUGGUUUUAUGGUCCUGAGAGCCAACUGGUUUUCUUGGAUAAGUUCAUCAUGAAGAAUGGAGCUGGUAACUGGCUGGCACAGCAAAUUAGAAAACACAGACCCAAGGAUGGGCCAAUGGUGCCAUCCACUGCACAGAGAUGGAGUACAUUACAUACAGAAUUUAUAUGGUAUGCUGCUGAAAUCACUCCUCAGCCCCCUCCUGGCUAUGGUACUGCUAAAAUGCAUGUGUUUCCCAACUGGGGAGUUGUUACUUACGGGGCUGGAUUGCCAAACAGUCAGACAAACACUUUUGUAUCCUUCAAGUCUGGGAAACUCGGUGGGCGUGCUGUCUAUGAUAUUGUUCACUUUCAACCCUACAGAUGGAUUGAUGGGUGGAGAAGUUUCAAUCCGGGACAUGAACAUCCCGAUCAGAACUCCUUCACUUUUGCUCCCAAUGGACAGGUGUUUGUAUCUGAGGCUCUGUAUGGACCUAAACUCAGCCACCUGAACAAUGUCUUGGUGUUUGCUCCAUCUCCUACAAGCCAGUGCAACCAGCCUUGGGAAGGACAGCUUGGUGAGUGUGCCCAGUGGCUGAAGUGGAUUGGUGACGAGGUUGGAGACUCUACUGGAGAAAUUAUAACAGCCUCUCAGGCUGGUGACAUGAUGUUUGUGAGUGGUGAGGCAGUAUCUGCUUACACAUCAGCAAUGAAACUGAAAAGUGUGUAUCGCAUUUUGCUGCUCUUAAACUCUCAGACAUUGUUAGUGGUUGACCAUAUCGAGAAGGAGGAAGACUCUCCUGUUGAUUCAGUCAGUGCCUUUUUUCAUAAUCUUGACAUUGAUUUUAAAUACAUACCCUAUAAGUUUAAGAACAAGUACAAUGGAGCUAUGAUGGAUGUGUGGGAUGCCCACUACAAGAUGUUUUGGUUUGAUCAUCGUGGGAGUAGUCCUGUUGCUAGGAUACAGGAGGCUGAACAAGCUGCUGAAUUCAAAAAGCGAUGGACUCAGUUUGUAAAUGUUACCUUUCCAAUGAAAAACACGCUUACAAGGAUUGUUUACCUUUUCUAUGGCCCAUAUGUCAAUGUUUCUAACUGUAGACUCAUGGAUAAUGCAAAAUCUGGAUUUCAGAUUUCGCUCAGUGUCAACAACACUGAAAAUACCAUCUCUGUUGUGACUGAGUAUCAGAAUUUAAAGGCAAGGUUUGAUUACUUGGGAUUUGGUGGUUUUGCUAAAGUAGUUCAUGGGAAUAAAGUGACCAAGUUUGGUCUUGGUACUGAAUCUGUGAAAAAAGAUAUAAAAAAUAGUAGGGUAGUUUUUCCAUUUGGAUUCAAAGUGAACAUAAUUGCAGGGUUAAUUUUGGGCGUCAGUUUGGUCAUACUGGCUUUUCAGUGGCGGUUUUACAUAUCCUUUGGCAGAAUGUUGCGUUGGAUCCUGAUCCUAGUUGUUACACUGUGGCUUAUUGAAUUGGUGGAUGUGUGGAGCAUGUGUACUCAGCCCAUCUGUGCAAAGUGGAGCACUGACGUGACAAGGCUAGAACGUGAUAAAGGCAAUAAAGCCAAACAAUUAGAAGGAAACCCUGUUGUUUUGCCAGAUGUUAUCAUUACUUCACUUCCUACUUCUGGUGCAGAAAUUUUAAAGCAGCUAUUUUUCAACACCAGUGACUUUUUAUACAUCAGGAUACCUACACCCUAUCUUGAAAUUCCUGAGACUGAAUUUGAAAUUGAUUCCUUUGUAGAUCCAUGUGAAUGGAAGGUUUCCGAUGUCCAGAAUGGUAAUUUUCGUCUUAUCCAAGGGUGGCUCCAGUCUCUAGUUCAAGACACGAAGUUGCAUUUACAAAACAUUCAUUUAUAUGAAGCUAGCAGAAGUAAAAUUGCUCAGCAUUCUGCAUUAAGCAAAGACAAAAAGAAAAGGUCCAAAAAGAGAGAAUCCCUGUUAGAGCAAAGAAGCAGGGCAAGAGGAAGUCAAGAAAAAGAUGCUGAAUAUAUUAGGGAACUGAGAAGACACCUUGUCUAUUAUCCUAAUGCACGACCUGUGCUUAGUUUAACCAGUGGGAGCUGGACAUUAAAGCUUCCCUUCUUUCAGGAAAUCUUAGGGCCAUCAAUGAGAGCUUUAUAUGUAGUAAGGGACCCACGGGCAUGGGUCUAUUCAAUGCUGUACAAAAAUAAGCCGAGCCUUUACUCCUUGAAAAAUAUUCCACAACGCUUGGCUGCGAUGUUUAAAGGGGAGAAUGGUAAAGGAAAAUGUAGUUUAAAUGAAGGCUAUGCCUCUGAGUUUGAAUCACUGAGAAAAGAAAUUUCAAAUUCUAAUUCAAAUGCUAUUUCUGUGUUGUCUUAUUUAUGGCUAGCAAACACAGCAGCAGCGAUGAGGAUAAACAGGGACUUGCUGCCAACAAAUUAUCAGCUGGUCAAGUUUGAAGAUAUUGUGAGCUUUCCUCAGAAGACUGCUGAAAAAAUUUUUGCCUUUCUUGGUAUUCCUCUUCCUCCUGCUAGCUUAAACCAAAUAUUAUUUGCCACCUCCACCAGUCUUUUCUAUCUUCCCUAUGAAGGGGAGAUUUCACCAAGUAGCAUUCAUGCCUGGAAACAAAACAUGCCCCAUGAAGAGAUUAGACAGAUUGAAGAUAUAUGUUGUUCACUGAUGGACCACUUAGGAUACCCAAAGUUUAUAGAAUAAAUGCUGCUGGUCAGCAGAAAUUUGCACUAAUGAUCUCUGAGUCCCAAUUUGUGGAUAAAUAUUAGAUAAGUUUGUUUAUUCUUGUAAAAUGUGUACAGUCUGCUACUUUCAGAGAGAUUAUUUUAAGAAAAAUGUAACUGUUCUUGAAACUGUGGAAGGAUGUUUUUUGUUUUGAUUUUGUUUACUUUAAGAAGAUAUUGUAACUAUUUUUGUGGCCUUUUGAAAAAAGCUGUGUGAACCUUUGCAGAAGCACCAGCUGGGGCCUCUAUAGCUCAGGGGAUUAGUAAUAGAACAGAGAGCUUUUCACUUCCAGCUCACCAGUUUGACACCAGCCCAAAUGGUUAACUCCAGAAAGUAUUUGCCAUCUGAUGAUUGUAUAUGAUGGUUUAUGUGAAAUUAUACUUGUCAAACUGGUCCUGUUCCUAAUGGUCAUUCUUGGCCCCCUUGGAUGAGUUUACUGAUGCAUUCUGUCGAUGUCUCACUGGUCACUAUGGUGGUACAAAAUAAACAUAAGCUGAGAUUUAGGGCUGUUCAGCAUCCCCUUAGUGGGAGGAAACAGAACAUUAAGUAAAUCUAGUUUCUUAUUUACAAUUUGAGCAGACAGGUCCAGGACUGGAAUGGACUCAGAUAUAAAAGCUCGUUCUAGGGUAUGAUUCCUGCAUGUCAGAAAUGUGGUACUUAAAUUUGGGGUUGAUGUUUCACAAAAGAGAAAUAUUAAUUUUUCUGUUCCUGACAAUGAGGUACCCUUUGUGAGCCUGAAGUGAAUUAUAUGGAGGAAAAAAAAAAUUGGGAUGAAAUCCAAGAAACUAGCAAGAUCCCUUAAAUGUGCGGUUAAAUUUGUGUAGUUUUAACCUGCCUCAACCUAAUUUUGAAUGUUGUUAACAUAUUGACUUCUUGAACUCUUUUAUUCUAUACCUCUUGUCUUAGAGGUUCUGCAAGGAUAUUCUCUUUUUGAGUGAGACUCUUCCAUCCUUUGUUGUAACACAUUUCUCUGCUGAUUUUUGUGCAUAAUUACCCUGGGACCAGUGCAGGUAUGUGAUGCCAUUGGCAAUGGCCUAUUGUUGAUGUCUGCAUAAAAUGCAAUCUGAGAUUUAGAGGACCGCAAAUAAAUCUCUAGCCCUGUGUUGCCGUGGGAUGUUUUGCUUGUCUGUAUAAUGAAUUUCUGAAGGACAGCCAUUGCUAACCUCAGGUCUUCGAUCAGAGAGGGGAGAGAUCUGAAAAUCACCUGACCCUCAGCCACCUCACAUUUGAGUGAUGUUUCCCUGCAGCAAACUAUUUCCAAAGUUAUCUGAUAGUGUUUCUUUAACAUGAUGCUGUGUAUGAUAUUUGUUUGAAAACAGAUAGGCCUGAUAGGAUAGUUGCAUCUUUGUCACAGCUUAUUCUUUUCUUGAAUCACAUUCUUUGUUUGCACAUUAAGAAAAAAAUUCUCAUUUCCCAAUAUAACUUGCUCAGCAUUCUCUGGAAAUGCAUGCAUAUUGUAAAUGUCUGCAGAUGUGUAUAUCAGAUCACAAAGAGACCUAUUUCCUUGACCAUCUGUUUUUUAUUAUAAGUGGAAUUGUGUUGAAAUAUGCUUCAAUUGGUUUGUGGGAGCUGGAAUCAGAGCUUAUUAUAUUAAAAUAUGUGUGUAAUUGUUAUUUAUUUGGGUGGUAAGCAUUGGGCAAUGUCAAAAGUGCAGUGAGUUUCUUCAUAGGGAUUACAGAUACCCUUGCUGAAUUUUAAUAUAAAGGAGUUCUUCUUUUUUCUUCCAAUGUUACCAUUAUGUCCCUGCCCCACCCAGCUGUUUUGUCCCUCCCAUAAGUACAUUUCAUGUCCUUGAGAUAUCUCAUUGCAACCUCGAUAAAAGUACCUCUUUCACAGACAGUCAUUAGUAUGGCAAAACAGGCUUCUACCGUGAUAAAGCUAUUGAUAAUUUGUGGUCUUACUCACAGUAAAUUACCUGUCAUUUACUAGCAGUAGCUGUAUUUUCCCCUUCAAGCCUGUAUUUCACCUUUGGCUUGGUGGAGUGCCAUGUUAAAAGAAAUAUUAAACAAGUUAAUAUACACUGACAUUUUAGUGAAACUUUUGUUUCCAGCUAUCAUCCUCUCAAAUUGCCUUUUCUCUGCAGCCAUUUUUGAUUGUAUGUUAAAAGAAAGUAUUGAUGUCUGUACAGUUUGUACCUGACAGAAUAAAUUUCAGCAUUUACUUUCUAUUUCCGAGAUUUACAGUCUAGAAUCAGAACAAAUAAAAAGGCUUUUCUCUGUCAGAAGUUUUAGGGCAGCUGAAGAUAAGAUUUUGUGGUUAUACAGAGUUGUUCUCUAAAAUUCUCUUCUGUUACUGGUGUUCAAAAGAAGAAUGGUCACUACACAGACACAAACACUGACCUCCCUUUGCUCCAUAUAGUAAUGUUUAAAACUGUCAAUAAACUUUGAGAAUUGUUUGAACUUUUUGAAAAGAAUAUCUGUUUAGGUGCAUUGUGUUGAAAAGUGUUCUGACACUUUCAUUUUCACUUUCAUAAAUACACUAAUGAAAACUUAGUCUCAGUACUUCUUUUCUUUCUUUCCCUCCCUCUAUUAAAUGUUGAUAAUUAUUUGUACUGUAUUGUAGUUUGAAUUGUCCAGUUAUGACACAGCUAAGAUUCUAAUGUAUUUUUAAAAAGGCAGUUUUUAUUUAAAAUCUUGCCUCUAAAUCAUAUUUGGAAGCAUAAGAAAAGUAAAUACCAAGGAAAACAUUUCAGUUAUUUACUUUGUAAGUAAGUGACAUUGGCCUUGGGGAGAUGCACAUAGGUCUUGGCAUUCCGAGUUCUAUCAAACAGGAUAAAUCUGUAGUCUCUGAGCACAUCUAAAUUCCUCUAGUGCUCCCAGCAGGCUUUUUCCAAAAGCAAUGUCUGUGGAGCUGAUUAUCAGUAUCAUGGUCAGGCUGGUUCCUUCAUCCUUUUUGCGUGCAGCUGGCAUUCAGUCCUCAUCAGAUUUAUGCUUGAACUUGUCAGAUCCAGAGUUUAAUUUCUGCACAAGAUCCUCAGUUAUGUAAAUAUAUAUGGCACAACUCAUUUGACAGUGUAAUACUAUUCUCUUAGUGCUAGAAUGCAAUUCAAAUAAAAAUUGCUUUUCAGAUUUUAUGAAGUUAUUGUUAACUGAUUUGUAAACCUUCAGUUAUGGAUCAGAAUUUUUUUGAAACUGUAAAAAUUGUUUCAUUUGCUGUUGAAACAAUAUGGAAUAAUUAGUAGCAAACUCCUGUCCAUCCUACGGUCAAUUACUACCAUUAAAGACACUAUUUAUUUCGUGAAUGUAAACAUACAUUAACUGGAACAUAAUGCUGCAUUUCCUGAAAAUAUUUGAAGUGCACAGUUCAAGAUAAAGGAGGAAAACAUGUUAUCAAUAUUUCUGUAAGUUGCAAAAAUGAUCCUGUUUGCAAGUGGCCCAUAUGUUGGGUUCCAUAUGCUAGAAUAUUUUGUAAUUAGAAGCUGUGAUACUUAUUUAGGUGACUUAGUAAUUUAUAAAAAAUAUUUCUUUUUACUUAUAUAUAAAUUUUCUUCAAGAGGAUAAGUACUGGAUCCUUACAGUUCUAUGGUCAAGGCAUAAGCUUUCAUUUCUUCUGUACUCCUUUGUUAGAUUUGGUUCAGACUAAAACCUGAUUUGCUUAAAUCUGAUGAGGAAUGGGCUGUUUUCCAAGUGAAGAGUCUGUCUGGAGACUUACUGUCUCAAAUACCAUAUCUCAGUGUGGAAUACAGACCAUGAAUUAUGGAUCAAAUCUGUAAAUUAUUAUCUGUUCAGAAUUAGACCAUAAGUGGCAUGAUGCCUUGGUGAUCCCAGUGAAUGUUGUGCCCUUGCUUUCAACAGGAACAAAAUACUGUCAUCUACUGUCAUAAAAUUAUUAUCAACUAGUUAACCUGAAUAUUCCAAAACAGAAGAAAUGGCAGGAAAUAAAAACUGUAAGUGAUCAUUAAAGAUCAUUCUUCUUGAUAUUUGGUGGCAAAAGGAAGGGUAUUCUAAUAAUUUAAAAAAUAUAAAUUGCUCUGUAAGUCUAAAAAAAGGCUGUAGGCUGCCUGAUAAAUUUAUAAGCUCAUAAAAGGAGAUAUAGAAACAAACAUAUAUUCAAAGUAAUCUACAAAGCACAAUUUUCAAAUGUCAGGACUCUGAUUUUCUUUAGUGAGGAAACAUUUUCUGGUGUGUGAUCAACACUAUUCUCGUAAGGGAUGUGAACGGAUAAUCUCAUGCUGUCUCUGAAAAUACUUAAUAAUGGGAAAGUGCUGUUUCAUGUGGCUGAAAUGAUGCUGUUUCAAAUUAAACUAUACAUCUUUUGAGCAGGCAAUGUGCUGAGAGUUAUUUGUGGUGGAGGAGAACAAAGACAGUCUGAUCUCAUUCACACAGAAUAAUUUCUGAAAGCUUAAUUUAUGGUGGUAUAAAUUCAACACUUUGUUUACUGCCUUUACUGAGAAAGGUAUUGUGGAGUUUUAAGAACAUGACCUGAAUUAAUCUAUGUCACAUUGGGUAAUUUAACUUUCACAUCUAAAUACGGAGUCUUGUCACCCUAGAAUCAAUGGAAAAUGAGUGUUGCCCUCAAAGGUAAAUCAGACAUUGCUGCUAUCUUUUUAAAUGCUCAAAAGCCAGAUUUGGUGAAACCCUUAAUUUAGAUGCCCACUGACAAGCCUCAGAUGAAGUAGGAUGAAUUUGGAUUUAAUGUGUAUGGUCUUACAUUUAAGUAGAUAUCUGUGUCUGAGCAAUUCCAGUGUAUACACUGUCCUAACAAAAUUUUCUGAAACAUCCUGCAUAAAAUAAAACUGUUGUUAGUAAAACAA